AAAAGCCUAACUAGGCCAAAGUCUCUUCGGUGUUCCGCAGCUCCGAUACUGUCUACUAACGGCACUACAUAGUCAGUCUAUCCAUCUCCACCUGAGACCAGCUGGCUUCUGCACCGGCGGCCCUUAGGAGUGGAGGAUGGCCACGCAUUUAAUCUAUCAUUCGGCAAAUUCGAGAUCCUGGACAGGCCCUCGAUUUGCCUUCCACCUCAUGGUUCGAUCAAAGUGAGGAAAAAGCAGGAGACAUGACUGUACGUGGCAAGCUGGUCUGCUCGUGCAUUCCGAUCCAUCUGACUGGCUGUCACGGUGGGUGCACAAUACGUAGCCGAAGCUUAGUCGGGGAACCCCGGUCAUCUCCUGAUGAGGUCCAUGUUGGAAGUCGAAACACAAACCCGCUUUUCAAGCGCCGGAGAAUUUCCGAAUCUAUGAUGUUUUCCAGCCUUGUGGCUGGCGCUAUUCGAGACAUGAUCAAGAACCUCACGACUAGAGUAGCUCUAUUCCACCUUUGGGAAACAAUAUUUGGUGUACUAUUGAGUCUAUCUACCUCAUGUUCGGCGCACGUUGUAAUCCGGGUCUCCCGGCUUUGACAAAUAGACUUUGUGCAGAAUUUUCUAGUUUAUGCAGG
Molecule: messenger RNA, 622 nt
Organism: Aspergillus neoniger CBS 115656
Lineage: Eukaryota; Fungi; Ascomycota; Eurotiomycetes; Eurotiales; Aspergillaceae
Exons: 1
Coding region: 243-584 (113 amino acids)
Source: RefSeq, a predicted model, not a curated record